Messenger RNA from Halichondria panicea, 2695 nucleotides. Its product is annotated as protein kinase C delta type-like. The transcript is spliced from 16 exons. NCBI's taxonomy places the organism in Eukaryota, Metazoa, Porifera, Demospongiae, Suberitida, Halichondriidae. Gene Ontology annotation, biological process: intracellular signal transduction; peptidyl-serine phosphorylation. The record is from RefSeq and is a predicted model, not a curated record. Gene Ontology annotation, molecular function: diacylglycerol-dependent serine/threonine kinase activity; ATP binding. Bases 121 to 2403 code for a protein of 760 amino acids.
GGAGGCAAGGAGGUCGUUUGUGGCCUUAUGACUCGACUCACACCUAGCCAUUGAGCUGCAAGCUUAUUUAAUUUAUAGUGCUAGCUGGACAGUGCAUGUGUUUUAGACUAGUAGUCCAUAAUGGCAUUUCUAAGGGUAAGGCUCUGUGAGGCCAUUGUAGACCACACUAAACCUAACGACCCCUUCUGUGCUGUCAACAUCAAAGAAGCUGUCAAGUCGGACGACGGCGAACUAAGUCUACAACAAAAGAAGAAGACCUUCUACCCGAUAUGGGGCCGUUGCUUCGACUCACAUCUGAAGCCAGGCCGUCGUAUGCAAAUUCUGGUAAUGGACAGAGCAGAUAUACCUGGGGCAGAUGCAACACCUGUGGCUGAGGUAUCUGUGGAAACCGAGCACCUUGCUCACGAGUGUUCCGAUGAGGAGCAAGGAGUUGCAGUCAAGUUAGCGCUGGACUUGAGACCCUCAGGCAAGGUCAUCAUGCAAGUCAAGCUCUACGGAUCAGCACCAGGAAUGGACGAGAGCACUAUGGAUGAGAGCACUCUUGACCUAGCCUCUCGCACUCCUGAGAAGAUGAGCUCUCUCAAUAAGAACGCGACUGCCCUAAGAGGUCGGAGGGGUGCGGUCAACAGGAAACAGGCGGAGACUAAAGAUAUCAAAGGUCACAUGUUCAUUAAGAAGUUCUUCAGACGACCAACCUACUGCUCUCUCUGUCACGAGUUUCUAUGGGGAUACACAAGGCAUGGAUAUCAGUGUCAAGUUUGCCAGUACACGUCUCACAAGAGAUGUAUUGACUCCAUCCUCGGGAAGUGCACUGGAGCGGAUACAAUCAGCGACCAAUCUAAAUACCUGAAAGAGAGGUUCAAGAUUGACAUGCCUCAUCGCUUCAAGAAGUACACGUUCCUCGGACCCACCUUCUGUGACAUGUGCGGCCAACUCAUGCACGGUAUAUUCAGACAACAACUCAAGUGCGAAGCGUGUGGUACCAACUGCCACACCAAGUGUGCCCAGAACAUGCCCCCUCUGUGUGGAGUCAACGAGAAGCUUCUCUCAGAGGCACUCAAGAAUGUCGAUGAGAUAAAGAGAAACAGAAAACUGUCUGCUGGCAGUGAAGGUGCUAUCAAUGGUGGUGGUAAGAAGCUGCCCUCACCCAUUCUCCCCUCGGUUACUGAAGGACUGCCCAUGGAGAACGAUGAGUAUCAGGAGGUCACUGAAGCCAUGUUGAAAGCUUCUAUGAAACCUGAUGUCCCCAGUCCUAGUAAUAGACACAGGCCGCUGGCAUCCACCAAUGAAGGUACACCUCCCCCUGUCCCCCCGCGUACCUAUAGUCAGAGGGGGCAGUCAAACGGAGGACCUGGUCGCCAUAGUUACAGCCACGCCCCUGUGAGCAAACCAAUGAGGAAGUAUUGUCUGGAAGAGUUCCAGUUCUUGAAACUGCUGGGGAAGGGAAGCUUUGGCAAGGUGCUACUUGCCCAGCAGAUUGGCAGUAACAAGUUCUAUGCAAUAAAGGCACUAAAGAAAGAUGUGGUGCUAGAAGACGACGAUGUGGAGGCAACAAUGGUCGAGAAGAGGAUCCUCGCCUUGGGCAGUGAAUGUCCAUUUGUGACCCACCUCCACUCUACAUUCACAACUCAAAGCCACUUGUUCUUCGUGAUGGAGUACCUCAACGGUGGAGACCUAAUGUUUCACAUUCAACUACACCACAAGUUCAAGUUACCCAGAGCAAGGUUCUAUUGUGCUGAGAUACUGGUAGGGCUGCAGUUCCUCCACUCCAAAGGAAUCAUCUACAGAGAUUUGAAACUGGACAAUAUUCUGCUCGACUGUGAUGGCCACUGUAAGAUUGCUGACUUUGGCAUGUGCAGAGAGAACAUAUUCGGGACAUCUACUGCCGGCACUUUCUGUGGAACCCCAGACUACAUUUCCCCCGAGAUAAUCAAGGGCAAGAGGUACACCUUCUCAGUGGACUUCUGGUCAUACGGUGUGCUCUGUUACGAGAUGAUCACUGGGCAGUCACCAUUUGGUGGAGAUGAUGAGGAGGAACUAUUUGACUCCAUCUGCAACUCUAAGAUUCCUUAUUCCCGCUUCCUUGACAACCACACCAUUGACUACCUGGACAAGCUGCUCCAGAGAGACCCGGCAGUACGCCUCGGCUGUAUAGAGGACCAACAGCCCAUCAGGAAACACCCGUUCUUUAGGAGUAUUGAUUUCAGCCGUCUUGAGAGGAGAGAGAUAGCACCUCCUUACAAGCCCACUGUGAAAUCUUCUCAAGAUGCGAGCAAUUUCGACGAUGACUUCACAUUCCAGCCGGCCCAGCUAACCCCACCCGAUCCACGCCUCGUACAAUCCAUUGAUCAGACUAACUUUGUUGGCUUCUCCUUCACUAGCGAAGCCUACAACAAGCCCUAGUGCUAAAAACAGUGUAUUAAUUGUGUAUAAUUAUAUAACGUAUACACUAUAAGAUUUUUACGAUUUUGAAUUCAAGUGAUUUAAUUUUCAUGCCUUUUUGAGUUGUUGUUAUACUAACUAGAUCGAGGUAGAGUCUGUGUUUUUUGUGUGAAUCAUGAUAAUAAUUAUACAUAGCUACAUAUGUAACUAAUUAUACUUUUAUAAUUUUGCUUUGAUAACAUUACCUAAUCAUUUCUUCUACACUGUAUUGUGUCACUGUUAUAAUAAUUAUAUACAUGUUAUUAAGAACUGC